AUGAAUAAGAUAACAGAAAUAAAUGGGCUUUCUUAUUACAGCUUUAAUUCCAAAGAUGAGCUAGAGUUCAACAAAAUAUCUUCCUUGAUUUCAGAGCACUUAUCAGAACCGUACUCGCUAUACGUAUACUGGUUCUUUUUGAAUACCUGGCCACAAUAUUGUUACAUCGUCAGAGAAAGAAGCGAUAUAGUUGGUGUGAUAAUUUCCAAAGUAGAGCUUCAUAGAGAUGUUCGAAAAAGAGGCUAUAUUGGGAUGUUGGUUAUAGAUCCGAAAUAUAGGGGACGAAACAUCGCAUCUAAUUUAGUUCGGCUCAGUAUAAAGAAUAUGAUCGAGUGGGAUUCUGUGGAUGAAAUAAUGUUGGAAACUGAAGUGAUAAAUAAAGGAGCAUUGAAGCUCUAUGAGAGCCUUGGAUUUCUUCGUACCAAAAGGCUUUACAGAUACUAUUUGAAUACUCAUGACGCAUACCGUUUAAUAUUACCUUUGACGCGUAAAGCUAGUCAUAGAAUUGCAUUUUUACCUUCCCUAGUCGACAUAAAAUCAGCAGAUGGAAUAGUGUUAGAACAGUAG
Molecule: messenger RNA, 567 nt
Organism: Priceomyces carsonii
Lineage: Eukaryota; Fungi; Ascomycota; Pichiomycetes; Serinales; Debaryomycetaceae
Product: peptide alpha-N-acetyltransferase
Exons: 1
Coding region: 1-567 (188 amino acids)
Biological process (GO): N-terminal peptidyl-methionine acetylation
Cellular component (GO): NatC complex
Molecular function (GO): protein-N-terminal amino-acid acetyltransferase activity
Source: RefSeq, a predicted model, not a curated record